AUGUCUGAGGAGAUGACCACAGAAGAGCUCCCUACUGUUCAGGCCAAAUACGAGUACUGCUAUGCUGUCUACGAGCAGUGUGCAGCUCAGUUAGGGUGUCGAUUACCUCCGUGCGACACCGAAGUGUUCGGAGGCGAUUACACUCGCUGGCCCACCUUCCGGGAUUUAUUCACAGCCCUCUAUAUACAGAACCCGCGACUGUCGGAAGUUGAGAAACUUUUCUAUCUCAACCUAAGACCAGCGUCGGCGUGGUCCAGCUUGACUGAGCGUUUCGAGAACAAACGGUUGCUCGUAAACAGUCAGCUGAGAAUUUUGUUCAAUUUGCCCGCCAUUGGGCAAGAGUCGGGUUCCUCUAUUCAAGAGUUGCAGAGCACCAUUCAAGGGUGUCUGACAGCCUUAGAGCACUCGAAGAUCAACGUAGAGAAUUGGGAUUGCAUCCUGGUUUUCUUGUGUUCUCCGAGGCUUCCCAAGUUGACCCUUUCUCUCUGGGAACAAUCGAUCCAAAAGAAGAGCGAUAUUCCAACGUGGGUUGACAUGAACGCUUUUCUUCUAGAGCGGCAUCGCACCCUAGAAGCGAUAGCGGAAGUGUCAUCCAGCACGAACGCUCCGACGGUUCCACGUGCCUCACGCAAGGAGGCCCCCGUCUCCAGGCAGGACAACUCUUUUGAGAGUAGGGUGACCAUUAAGACCCAGACCUGCAAUUUCUGUUCCCGGGAGAAUCAUCCGAUUCGAUUGUGCCCUCGCUUCCUCCAGAUGGGUGUCAAUGAAAGGGUCAACCAUAUUAAGCAGCAGAAGCUGUGCUUAAAUUGUUUCGCACGAGGCCAUGUACUGGCCGAGUGCACAACUCGACUGUCCGUCGAACGAUCCCGGACGGAGACGCAGUCUUCGUCUGCACCGAUGGCACCGGUCACUCCGCGUGGGGUUUCCGUGCCUCCCGGCACAACCUCGCGCCAGCCCAGGAGCCGACCACCCGGCACCCUCCAGAGAAGAACCACCAAGGACGUCCCGUGUCAACGUUUUCCAUGCCGGCAUCCACCAGGCCGGCAUCCACAGGCCCACUCACCCACGCUUCCGGCCCGUGCCUAG
Messenger RNA from Drosophila sulfurigaster albostrigata, 1086 nucleotides. RefSeq lists its product as uncharacterized. The transcript has 4 exons. The record is from RefSeq and is a predicted model, not a curated record. Lineage: Eukaryota; Metazoa; Arthropoda; Insecta; Diptera; Drosophilidae. The coding region runs from base 1 to 1086 and encodes 361 amino acids.